This is a messenger RNA of Penicillium olsonii, 792 nucleotides long. Lineage: Eukaryota; Fungi; Ascomycota; Eurotiomycetes; Eurotiales; Aspergillaceae. The record is from the annotation of a GenBank genome assembly.
AUGUCCCACAAGACACUCAGACCUCUUCACUACCACUUGCCACUAUUCCCAGGAUUCCAACUACUGGACGUGGCAGCCCCACUCGACAUUCUCAACAUUCGUACCCAGUACCCUGACACGGCGGGCAUCACCCUGACUGUAUCAGCCGAAACCAUCGACCCCGUCUCCGUGAAGCCAGUGCCACCCCCGGAUGCCAAGUGGAAAUUCGACAUCGCCGUCAACACAGCCUGCAACCAACACCUGGUCCCACAAUGCACCUUCGCUGACGUGAUUCGCGCCCUGAAAUCGGGCAAAGCAGGCCAUGGCGAGAUUCAACCCGUCGAUGUGCUCAUCAUCCCCGGCGGCCCAGGCACGCGUCUAAACCGGCUUGACCACACGGGAAUGACCGCAGUCUCGAAUACAAAGGAGGUACAAGACUUUAUUGUUGAUGUUGCACCCUAUGUUCGACACAGCAUCAUCACAGUUUGCACGGGUAGCCACAUCCUUGCUCAAACAGGCCUUCUGGAUCAUCGACAGGCCACGACCAAUUCAGCCCGCUACGACGAUGUCACUGGUAAAUCACAGAUGGUGAAUUGGCAGCCCAACAAGCGGUGGUUGCGCGAUAUACCAGAGACUUCCGGUGGGUUGCUGCCUGGCGUCGAAAUAUGGUCAUCUGCUGGGGUCUCUGCAGGGAUAGACGUGAUGUUGGAGUUCAUCUCGGCGCAUUACGGUGGCAUUGAAAUUGGCAUGCAGACUGCGAGGCGGAUGGAGUACCGCUGGGAGCGGGAGCGGGAGGCCUCGUAUUUCCUGUGA